AUGUCUAGUCAUAUCAGCAUGGACCUUGGGUUCAUUCCCAAGCGGCCCCCAUUCCGCGACAGUACUAGUAAUGCUGGUGUCAUGAUGACCGGACUGUUCUCAACAUCUAGUUGUGUUAUGUCAAAUCAGUCAUUCCGCACUGAGCGUGACACGUUCGGUGAUCUCCAGGUCCCUGCCGAUCGCUAUUGGGGCGCACAGACACAGCGGUCACUACAAAAUUUUGAUAUUGGUGGCCCUUCGCAACGACUACCCCCUCCUCUGAUCAAGGCCUUCGGUGUGCUGAAGAAGGCUGCAUCCAUCGUUAAUGUCAGCUAUGGCAUGGACCCUAAGGUCGGCGAAGCCAUUCAAAAAGCUGCUGAUGAUGUCAUUUCUGGGAAGCUUAUGGACCACUUCCCCUUGGUUGUCUUCCAAACUGGAAGUGGAACUCAAAGCAACAUGAACGUAAACGAGGUGAUUUCAAAUCGUGCGAUAGAACUCCUUGGCGGCGAACUUGGUUCAAAGAAACCAGUCCAUCCCAAUGACCACGUUAACAUGAGCCAGAGUAGUAAUGACACCUUCCCAACAGCCAUGCACGUCGCCGCCGUGACUGAAAUUAACCAUUCGCUGCUUCCGGCAUUGACGGAACUUAGGGACGCACUCAAUGAAAAGGCCGAGAGUUUCAGCAGCAUUAUCAAAAUCGGACGGACACACUUGCAGGAUGCCACUCCCCUAACGCUUGGUCAAGAGUUCAGCGGAUAUGUCCAGCAAAUCGAUAAUGGCAUCGCUCGUGUCCAAAAUGUCAUUCCCCGCUUGAGCCUCCUUGCUCAGGGUGGAACUGCUGUUGGCACAGGUUUGAACACUAAGAAGGGCUUUGACGUGAAAAUUGCCGCCGAGAUCUCCACGAUCACAGGCUUGAAGUUCCAGACCGCACCCAACAAGUUUGAAGCUUUAGCCAGUCACGAUGCCCUGGUUGAGGCUCAUGGUGCUCUGAAUGUCAUCGCAUGCUCCCUAAUGAAGAUCGCCAAUGACAUUCGGUUCCUUGGUUCUGGUCCUCGUUGUGGCUUCGGUGAACUUAGUCUCCCCGAGAACGAGCCUGGCAGUAGUAUUAUGCCUGGCAAAGUCAAUCCCACGCAGUGCGAGGCUGUGACAAUGGUCGCUGCUCAAGUCAUCGGUAAUCAGACUGCUGUUAGCGUCGCUGGAGCCAGCGGACAGUUUGAGCUCAACGUCUUCAAACCGGUCAUAAUCAUGAACGUGUUACAAAGUAUCCGUCUUCUUUCUGAUGCAUCACGCUCGUUUACGAAGCACUGCGUGGUUGGCAUCCAGGCCAAUGAAAAACGUAUCAACCACCUCCUGAACGAGAGUCUGAUGUUGGCAACGAUCCUAAACAGUCAUCUUGGCUAUGAUAACGUGGCCAAAUGCGCAAAGAAAGCACACAAGGAAGGAACGACGCUGAAGGAGGCUACGAUUGCGCUUGGAUUCCUGAAACCCGAGGAGUUCGACGAGAAAGUACGCCCAGAGCUAAUGUUAUACCCAGAUGACAUAUAGUCAUAUUCCAUGACCACCCGGAUGUAGAGUUUUGAUAUACCUGCUUCGAAGGCGAUGGAUUUGCUGCGUAAUAUUAUGGAACUAUCAGAUCAGGAAAUUUGAAAGAGUCUUUGACAGAAUCUACCUCCGAGUCAACCGCGGUGAAAACCGUUUGAAACAUAAGAAAGCAAUGCCAAAGUAAUGUCAUAAAAUAUGUAAAUCCAAGUUCGAUAAGGAUGGGUGGUGUGAAGAUCUAUGGG
Suillus paluster is the source of this 1763-nucleotide messenger RNA. RefSeq names its product L-Aspartase-like protein. NCBI's taxonomy places the organism in Eukaryota, Fungi, Basidiomycota, Agaricomycetes, Boletales, Suillaceae. The record is from RefSeq and is a predicted model, not a curated record. Gene Ontology annotation, biological process: malate metabolic process; tricarboxylic acid cycle; fumarate metabolic process. Bases 1 to 1524 code for a protein of 507 amino acids. Gene Ontology annotation, molecular function: fumarate hydratase activity. Gene Ontology annotation, cellular component: tricarboxylic acid cycle heteromeric enzyme complex; mitochondrion. The transcript has 13 exons.